AUGUUUGACGUGCAUUCACUGCUUGGUGUUCUGGAGGUGGGUGGCUGAUAGCCACCAUGAUUUUGCUUUAAGUGGUGGUCUGAUUCUGAAUUCCAGUUCCUGGGAAUCACCAGUGGGGAGGGUGCUAUGUUUGCACUCAUGUCCUGCUUGGGAUGUGAGUGGCGCUGUGGGUUAAACCACAGAGCCUAGGACUUGCCGAUCAGAAGGUCGGUGGUUCGAAUCCCCGCCACGGGGUGAGCUCCCAUUGCUCGGCCCCAGCUCUUGCCAACCUAGCAGUUCGAAAGCAUGUCAAAGUGCAAGUAGAUAAAUAGGUACCACUCCGGCGGGAAGGUAAACGGUGUUUCCGUGCGCUGCUCUGGGUCACCAGAAGCAGCUUAGUCAUGUUGGCCACAUGACCCGGAAGCUGUACGCCGGCUCCCUCGGCCAAUAAAGCAAGAUGAGCGCCGUAACCCCAGAGUCGGUCACGACUGGACCUCAUGGUCAGGGGUCCUUUACCUUUACCUUUACCUGCUUGUGGUCUUCCCGUUCAGGCAUCUAGCUGGCCAUGGAGAUAAGAGGAAGUGGGCUAGAUGCAGCAGGGCUCUUUUUCUUUCCGUCUACUUGGUUGUGUUUCGAUAGGGAUAUGUCUCUUCUUUUUAUUAAAAAAAAAUUAUUAUCAAAUUCAGCAUAACAAAUUAUUAAAACAAAUCAUCUUCAUUAUUUCCCCCUUUUUCCCCCUCCCACCUCCCCAGCAAACCCUCCCUCUCUCCCUCCAAGACUUCCCUCAGCUCCUCUCUCUGAUUUCUCAUCUCAUGUUAUUCUCUGCAUAUUGUAAAAUUUUAUACAUCCUUAUAUUAUCUAUCUACUAUAUUAACUCUCAGUAAAUUUGUGUAUGUUUAUUCAAAACCUGCCAAGGAGUCCAGUUCAUUUUGUUAUCUUUUAAAAUAAUUUGCAAAAGGCUCCCAUUCUUCUUUAAAGUAACACCUGUCCUUAUCUCGCAAUUUGCAUGUCAAUUUCGCCAGUUCAUCAAUUUCUCUUGCCACUGUUCUUUUGUCGGGAUUCCCUCAUUCUUCCAUCCUUGUGCUAUCAAGACUCUUGCCGCUCUUGUCGCAUACAUAAAUAAGUUCUUUAUUUUCCUUGGCAGGUCUUGUCCUACAAUCCCUAACAAAAAUGCAUCUGGGGUUUUUUUUUGUUUUUUUUACUAAUGUCAUUUUAAACAUUUUCUUCAACUCAUUGUAUAUCAUUUCCCAAAUUUCUCUACAUUCCUCCCACAGGGAUAUGUCUCAUCUUAAUGCCACAGCACACCUUGCUGUCAAAAUGCUUAAAUGUUCACAAUUGCAAAUUCAGGUGAGAUCCAGGUCCCAGGUGUCUCGCCCAAUAGAUAAAAAAGAGCCAUAAGAACAUACAGUGGUGCCUCGCAAGACGAAAUUAAUUCGUUCUGUGAGUUUUUUCGUCUUGCGAAUUUUUCGUCUUGCGAAGCACGGUUUCCCAUAGGAAUGCAUUGAAAAUCCAAAAGGAAACAAACUUGCAAGACGUUUUCGUCUUGCGAAGCAAGCCCAUAGGGAAAUUCGUCUUGCGAAGCAACUCAAAAAACGAAAAACUCUUUCGUCUUGCGAGUUUUUCGUCUUGCGAGGCAUUCGUCUUGCGAGGUACCACUGUAACAAGAGCUUGCUGGAUCAGGCCAAUCACCCAUCCAGUCCCACAUCCUGUCCUAACAGUGGCCAACCAGAUGCCCCAAAAGAAAAUCUGUAAGCAGGACUUGAGCAUGAGAGCUCUCUCCCCUCCUGUGGUUUCAGAAGCUUUGCUGUCUCCAGCUGUGGAGCAGAGCAUAGCCAUCCCCAGAGGAGGAUGUGUGGCCGGUUCAGUUACACUGGGUGCAGAGAUUUGUGUGGUGUAGUGGUUAAGAGCGGUGGACUCGUAAUCUGGUGAACCGGGUUCGCUUCCCCGCUCCUCCACCUGCAGCUGCUGGGUGACCUUGGGCCAGUCACACUUCUCUGAAAUCUCUCAGCCCCACUCGCCUCACAGAGUGUUUGUUGUGGGGGAGAAAGGGUAAGGAGAUUGUUAGCCGCUUUGAGACUCCUUGGGGUAGUGAUAAGGCGGGAUAUCAAAUCCAAACUCUUCUUCUUCUUGUGGGCACCGCAGCUGUUACGUAGAAUGGAAGGUGAGAGGCGGUGGGCGAAUUUUGGAGUUGGAAAAGGGGUGUGCUGAAAUUUGAGACCCCAAUGUCCACCACUGCUAUCAUGGCUAGUAGCCUUGAUAACCCCUCUCUAUUAAUUUGUCUAAUCCUCUUUUAAAGCUACCUGAGCUAUUGGCCAUCACUGCCUCCUGUUGAAGGUGGUUCCAUAGUUUAACUAUGCACUGCCUGUAGAAGUCCUUUCUUUUAUCUGUCUUGAAUCUUCCAACAAAGUCAGCAGGCAAGCUCCAAAAGGCAGUACAAAUCCUGGUCAUCGGCAUUGCUCAAUACACAUACAGUGGUACCUUCAGGUUACAGACGCUUCAGGUUACAGACUCUGCUAACCCAGAAAUAGUACCUCGGGUUAAGAGCUUUGCUUCAGGGUGAGAACAGAAAUCGUGGUCCUGCGCCGCGGCAGCAGUGGGAGGCCCCAUUAGCUAAAGUGGUGCUUCAGGUUAAGAACAGUUUCAGGUUAAGAACGGACCUCCGGAACUAAUUAAGUACUUAACCUGAGGUACCACUGUAAUGGAGAAAAUAAAACAGCAUUUAUUAAACGGGGGAAAUUGCUUUUCCUUAAAAGGUCCCUUCCCACCUUUCCUCCAGUCACUCAGCUGCUAGGUCUCUAGGCCACCCUGAUCCCUGAAACUGUCAACUGCAGGUAGUUAACCCAAUGCAUUCACCAUGCAUCAUUCCAGUUCAGCUGGUGGGAGCUGUUAGGGCACAGUCACUGCCUUCUGGCUGGUGGAAAACUCCAGAGAGAGAGAGAAAUAUGACACUCCUUUAUCCUUCAGGCUUGGCCGUUGGGUCUUGUUUAUGCCUCAUCCUUUCGGACUGUUGUUAUCCUUGGAGAGAGCUCUCGUCUGAGGGCAUGGAAGAUCUGUGCCUCAUGGUUUUUCCCCUCCAGGUUUAUGCAAUUAUGGCUGACUGGAAAGCCACUCCUGCACUACAGGACAACAAACAACAACUGGGACAUCUGCAAUAUGCAAAAGUUUUAGGACUGUAGCAGAAAGCGAAUUGGAGGCGAAGCAAUCUGUCCCCUGCCGAAACUUUUGCAGGGGCCAACAGUGCUGAAAGCGAGACCGCAUAUAACCACCCAAACACCAUCAUGACCACAAGUAAUCACGAGGGCACAGUAAACUUGCUGCACUUGUGUGACUCACCUGUUGACUAGUUGCUCAACCCAACAAGGCACUAAGUUCAACACUCCUUGCCAGCUGGCUGGAGCACACAGUCCCACCUCAGGACCUUUCAAAGGUCAGAGCAGCUUCCGCCAAUCCUGCUCCUCCCACCCAACCACUCUGGUCCUAGAUCUUUGGAUGUCAACACAGCCCAGUUGGGCCAUUGGGUUCCUCAACUGAAAGUCUUUUAUCUCUGUCUCACUCUCAGCUUUAGAAGCUAAAGUCCACUCAGGCAAGUCCUUCAGAGGCCGUCUUUCUAUUUAUUUGCUACAUUUACAUCUCACUUCCCUUCCACCAGAGACCUCGAGGUGACCCAUGCUGGGUUCCCCUGUGGCCUCUUCCAUUCAGCGAGGGGCUGAUGAGGUCCCUCUAGGCUAUGAUUCAGUCUUCUGGAUCCAUGAGCACUUCCAGGUCCCAGAACUGGGUACUGAGAAGGAUUAUUUGAUUCCCCCACCUCUCUCUCACACACAGCAACAUGUACAAUCCAGAUAGUAUUGUAUAGCCAAGACUGCAGCAUUAAGUAACCAAGACAAAAGCUCUGGAUCUGUUCAAAUGAUAUACCUGAUUGGGCACUGUACCCAAGUAAGUUUGUUACAAGAUACAUGUCUAGCACUCAUAUCCUUACAUACACUACCAAGAGCUUUAGGACCUUUUGCUAGAGGUAUAGUGUGUGUUUGUUAUGAAUACGUGUUUCCCCCCUUAACCCUACCCCCAAAAGCUCACUCACACAAGGGAUAAAGAAAGGUUGGCUUAGUUCCCUGGUGAGAAUGCUCCUAAGCAGUUAAUUGCUAUAAGUGAAACUGUACUCCUCCCCCACUUUCCCCCUCUUCUUCCUAAUGUCUCAACAAAUGAAACUGAUCUGUAAAAAAACGUUACUUGGAGAAAAAAGAGAGAGCGAGAGAGACAUUGCACAUACUUUUGUAAACCAAGAAAAUCUUUAAUAAAAAUACAUUUUUUUAAAAAGUGAAACUGUACUCUCAGAAGCAUAUAUGCAUAUAGAUUUGAUUGCCCUGGGCUGCUAAAGCAAUAAUAAUAAUAAUAAUAAUAAUAAUAAUAAUAAUAAUUUAUUAUUUAUACCCUGCCCAUCUGGCUGGGCUUUCCCAGCCACUCUGGGCGGCUUCCAACAAAAUAUUAAAAUACCGUAAUAAAUCAAACAUUAAAAGUUUCCCUAAACAGGGCUGCCUUCAGAUAAUAGUAGUAGUAGUAGUAGUUGUUUAGUCGUUUAGUCGUGUCUGACUCUUCGUGACCCCAUGGACCAGAGCACGCCAGGCACUCCUAUCUUCCACUGCCUCCCGCAGUUUGGUCAGACUCAUGUUUGUAGUUUCAAGAACACUGUCCAACCGUCUCAUCCUCUGUCGUCCCCUUCUCCUUGUGCCCUCCAUCUUUCUCAACAUCAGGGUCUUUUCCAGGGAGUCUUCUCUUCUCAUAAGGUGGCCAAAGUAUUGGAGCCUCAUGGAGUUUUCUUGGCAGGGAUACUGGAGUGGCUUGCCAGUUCCUGCUCCAGGUGGAUCACGUUUGGUCAAAACUCUCCACUAUGACCUGUCCAUCUUGGGUGCCCUGCUCGGCAUAGCUCAUAGCUUCUCUGAGUUAUUCAAGCCCCUUCGCCAUGGCAAGGCAGUGAUCCACAAAGGGGAAUAAUAGUAGUAGUGAUGAAAUUGACAGCAUAUAUACCGUAUUUUUUGCUCUAUAAGAUGCACCAGACCACAAGACGCACCUAGUUUUUGGAGGAGGAAAACAAGAAAAAAAAUAUUCUGAAUCUCAGAAGCCAGAACAGCAAGAGGGAUCGCUGGGCAAUGAAAGCAGCAAUCCCUCUUGCUGUUCUGGCUUCUGUGAUAGCUGCACAGCCUGCAUUCACUCCAUAAGACGCACACACAUUUCACCUUACUUUUUAGGAGGGAAAAAGUGAGUUAUAGAUCAAAAAAUACAGUAAAUGCUGCUUCAGAGAGCAAAGUUACAGUAGAAGCAGGCAGCAACUUGCACGCUACAAACACAGCUUGAUCUAAAGAGGACAAGGAGGUUCCUUGUCAAAAGCUUAGACAGAGAAUGUGUGACGUUUGACACACUCAAGCUAAAAGUAGAGCAAGAAAGGGAGAGGGGAGCAGAUACCUGAAGCAAAGCUGUCAGGCUGGUCCUACAGAGCACAGAGUAAAAAGGGGUCCAUGCUGGAGCAGCCAUUGAAAACCAUCAUUUUAUUUGUAUGCUGCCUUUCCACAGUUAAAACAAUGCUCAAGGCGGCUUACAGUAUGAAAAGAUUUACAUAAUUACAAGUAAAGCAAAGUAGUCGUAAAAAUAAACAAAACACAUUAAAAACUACACAACCAAACUGAACAAUUUCCACAUAAAGAUAAAGAUACAAAAAGUUAAUAUCAGUAAUAUCAGUUAACAUCAAUAACAACAGCAAAAGCUUCCAACAAAACUUCCCCCCUAAAACCCCAGUCCUCCAGGUGGAGGAAGGCAGGGGCCAAUGUUAGCUUAUGGAGAAGGGAAGGGGGUAUUUUAGAUGAGUAAUUCGGUAAGAACACCUUGAUUAUUCAUUUCUUACAAGUUUGUGUCUGCCAGCUACAGUGGUACCUUGGGUUAAGAACUUAAUUCAUUCCGGAGGUCCAUUCUUAACCUGAAACUGUUCUUAACCUGAAGUACCACUUUAGCUAAUGGGGCCUCCCGCUGCUGCCGCACCGCCGAAGCACGAUUUCUGUUCUCAUCCUGAAGCAAAGUUCUUAACCCGAGGUACUAUUUCUGGUUUAGCACAGUCUGUAACCUGAAGUGUCUGUAACCUGAAGCGUCUGUAACCUGAGGUACCACUGUAUUCUGCUUACCUGACUUUGUUGUUGUUGUUUAGCCAUUUAGUCAUGUCCAACUCUUCGUGACCCCAUGGACCACAGCAUGCCAGGCACUCCUGUCUUCCACUGCCUCCCGCAGUUUGGUCAAACUUAGUUGUAAGCUGAAAUAAUAAAAUGCUAGUGAGAAAUGAACUGGUUAUCUUUGCUUGUUUCCUAAAUUCUAAGUUGCUUUUACUAUUGUCUAUGUGGAACCCACUCCUUUUACAGGAGGGGCAAAUUAACUCCAGAUUACUGCAGUGUCUUAGAUCAGGAAGCAUUGCAAGCCUGUUCAGAAUAAGGACUUGUACCAGGGUCAAGUCCCAUGGACUGCAAGAAGAUCAAACCUAUCCAUUCUGAAGGAAAUCAGCCCUGAGUGUUCAGUGGAAGGACAGAUCCUGAAGCUGAGGCUCCAAUACUUUGGCCACCUCAUGAGAAGAGAAGACUCCAUGGAAAAGACCCUGGUGUUGGGAAAGAUGGAGGGCACAAGGAGAAGGGGACGACAGAGGACGAGAUGGUUGGACAGUGUUCUCGAAGCUACCAGCAUGAGUUUGACCAAACUGUGGGAGGCAGUGGAAGACAGGAGUGCCUGGCGUGCUCUGGUCCAUGGGAUCACGAAGAGUAGGACACGACUAAACAACAACAACAUGGCCUGAGAAGUCUGCCAUGGCUGUGAGAGGCUUCCCAUGACUAUCCCCACAAGUGAGGAACUGGAGCAAGCGAGGUGAACCCUACGAUGCUCAGGAGGCCAGCAUCCUCAUGGCCGCAUUUCCUCUUCCUGGUCACCUGCAGAGUCAUUGCUUACAGCCAGAUCUUCUCCCUUCUUCCAAGCAGACCCUUCCUCCUGUGCUAGAGCCUUCGGGCAGCCCAGUGAGUGCUUGUAGGCUGACUCCAGGCUUCUAAGGCCUCUGGCUAUUGAUCUUGAGGCCUGGUGGGUGAAGUGGGAGUGUCAGUGGGGCUCAGGACAUGGCUGGAUGCGUCGUAGGAGAGGGGAGCCCCGUACUGAGGCCCUCCCUCAGGCUGCCUUAGGACUCUUGCAGGUCCUUCCUCAGUGGCGCUGGGCUCCUCCACAGAUCCUCCUGCCUCUUUCCCAAAGGAGGCCUCUCCUAGGUCAGGAAAGAGCCUGACAGAAGGUGGGUGAUGCUUACCUGCUGCCCAGCAGCAGGGACAGUUCCCUCCAGCUCAGGCCUGGCCCAAUACAUUUCGCCUCUGUAUUAAACGGAAACAUCAUACCUACAUCACAGAAGGGGUGUAGCUCAAGACCACCCCACAGAUACAUCAUACCUACAUCACAGAAGAGGCGGUCUACAACAGAAAUCUGAGUGCGUUGUUUACCUCCUGUCUGGCAGGUUACCUGUUAAUGCUUACUUGAUUGGAUACCCUGGGGAGCCUGGCCAGUGUUUUGUAAUGACAAAUACUUAGUUCCUGAGCCAGGUCACAGGCUGACCCGAUUCAUACACAGACAUACCCUUAAGACAGAUUUGUGAACAAAAAGACAAUGGGGAGGCUCCCCCACCUCCUCCCUCCUUGCAGUGAAAACGUGUGGUCAGUUUGGGAGUGAAAAUGGUUUCAGGGCAGUCCUCCUGUGCUGCUCCAGAAAUGUGGUCCACACAUCUAUGUAUGCGCUUGGUUGGUACAUUUAUGAACAUUUCAUAUACAGUGGUACCUCAGGUUAAGUACUUAAUUCGUUCUGGAGGUCCGUUCUUAACCUGAAACUGUUCUUAACCUGAAGCACCACUUUAGCUAAUGGGGCCUCCUGCUGCUGCCACGCCGCCGGAGCACGAUUUCUGUUCUCAUCCUGAAGCAAAGUUCUUAACCUGAGGUACUAUUUCUGGGUUAGCGGAGUCUGUAACCUGAAGCGUAUGUAACCUGAAGCGUAUGUAAGCCGAGGUACCGCUGCAGAUAGAUGAUAGAUAGAUAGAUAAAUAGAUAAAUAGAUGAUAGAUAGAUAGAUAGAUAGAUAGAUAGAUAGAUAGAUAGAUAGAUAGAUGAUAGAUGACAGAUGAUAGAUAGAUAGAUGAUAGAUAGAUAUGACCUAAAAAAAUUUAUUUCACCUCCUUUACCACCACCUGAGGUGACUGUAGGUGGCCUGUGGGGCAUGCUGCAACUUUGGAGGGGGAAAUGAGGCUGGAGAGGAGCAGGAAGUGGCAGAGGGAACACCCCGUCCCAAGGGAUAACUGGGGUGGCAAUGGCGGCUACUAUCUGCAGCCAAAGGAGCAUCAAAAGCACAUAAGGAUGCUCCUUUUUUCCAGAUCUGCCACCCCUCCCCAGCCUGCUGCCUGAGGUGACUGCCUCCGUGAGGCCAAUGGGUGGGCCGGUCCUGCUCCAGCUCCCUGGGGCAAGAGCCCAGGGCAGUCUGUUCUCAGAUAGCUCCACCAAUGCACAUAGGAUCACCAGGAAUGUAUGUCUGCAUGUCCAGGUACCUGGGGGAAACAUCAACAGAUGAACAGAAUGGUGAUCACUGUGAGGCAGCAACCUUACCCUGGGCCACUAGGGAAAUUGCAUGCUGCCUCACUGUGGAAAGGAAGAAGAGACAUGAAUGCACACACUUUGGAAUAAGUUUAAUCAUCUCUCUGGAGGGCUUUGGAGAUGGGCUGGUAGAAGGGUUGGCUCUGUUAAUUCUUAACUUUUUCGCCGGCAGCUGUUGGUACAUCUUGGGUGGGGAGGCUUUGGCUUGCAAGAGGGCAACGAGGUCUUUGCAGCCCUUUCCCCCUGGGCAGGCGGAGUCUGUAGGGCUCACCUUGGAAGGACAUGCUCACAUGCGCUGGGGUUACGCAACUAGGCUCAUUAAGCCCUGUGACUCGGGACAUGCGAACUCCUCGAGGCUGAACGGUGGAAACCUAAGUACCCAGUUACCCCUCAUGUGAGGCAUGUCGCCUUUGGAGGAAGGAUGGCCACGUACAAUCACAGCAGGGCAAUUUCUGAUGACCUCUGGGGAUUAAAAAGCUCCUGGCAGAGAUGGGAGCCAGGAAAAUGAUUAUCACCCCUGUCAUGUGGCAUGCUCUGCCAGGAGAGAUUCAGCAGCUGCUUUCUGUUUCAACUACGGACUUUUCUAUUCGAUCAGGAUUGUGCAGGCAGUUAAGAAUGCAUCCUUCCAUAAUUGUUCACUGAUUUCUGAAUUUAAUUUUUAUACGGUUUCUAGCAGGGUUGUCAUAUUUCAAAAAGGUUAUAAUUCGGACACAAAAGUUGUGGAGCUCUUUAAAGGAAGUUUAGCCAUACGUCCAGAUUUUCCCAGACACUCCAGCUAUUUCUGCCCGGACGCUGCUUCCGACUGCUGUUUUCUGGGUAUCUCUGGGGAAUUACAGACAUAUGGCAACCCUUUUUUACCGUAUGGUUUUACAUUUAAUUGUUGAAAGCUGCUCUGCUUUUUUCAGAGGAGAAAUACAGUGGUACCUGGGGUUAAGAACUUAAUUCGUUCUGGAGGUCUGUUCUUAACCUGAAACCAUUCUUAACCUGAGGUACCACUUUAGCUAAUGGGGCCUCCUGCUGCCGCCGCACAAUUUCUGUUCUCAUCCUGAAGAAAAGUUCUUAACCCGAGGGACUAUUUCUGGGUUAGCGGAGUCUGUAACCUGAAGCGUAUGUAACCUGAAGCGUCUGUAACCCAGGGUACCACUGUACAGCAAAAGCAGGACACAGGAAGUGCCUAGUGUCUGUCCCAGAAGCUCUUGCAAGUUAGCAAGCCCAACUGCUGGACUCCACAAGGUGCGGAAAUAAUUCUCUCAUGCUUGAGUCCUGCCUGAAGGUCUCCCACGGGCAUGCAGUUAGCAACUGUGAGAACAGGAUGCCAUUGUUCUGAUCCAGCGGGUCAUCCUUAUGAGCAACCAGAGAGGUGCUGAUCAGUCCCCAGCCCUGAAACCUGUUUUUCAGAACUGAGAUCAGUCCUGAAAAAUGGCUAAUAAUAAGCAUCUUAACAUUUCCCCCCUACACUGAAGCAGGUUUCUAGGCUAGGGUGUGUGGCCUAAACCCUUAAAAAAGUAACAACAAUCACCUAAGCCCUCAGUUGGCAAUAUAGCUGUCUCUGAUUGAAGUCCCAUGUCUUCAGACCACAAAACAAAAUUCUGUAGGUCGGGAUGCAAAAGCUCCAUCCUGCAAAGGCCUGUUUCUUGUUCCCACCAGUGUUUCCAGACUCCUUUCCUCUUGAGACUGGAGCAAAACACCUACCCUCAUCUUCUAGACAAGAGGCCCUUUCAUGAGUCAUUGUGGAGCAGCUUUUCCAAGCUUGGUUGGGUCACUUUCGGUUGUCUCCUUCUAGCUGUGUGGGAGUAAUGAGGCCGGCACAGAUGAGGCAGCCAGCUGUGGACCAGCUAAGUUAUGGCUCCUCUGGGAUCCUGCCACACUGUUCUGGAGGGAACCUCCACUCUGGCCUCCAGCUGUGCUGCCUUUGGAAGUCACGUCUGAAUUCACCCUCAAGAUGUCUGGUGCCUUCCACUUUCAAUUGCACAAACAAUAGAGGGUUCAGUGUGGGAGGACUUGGCGUGAAUAAGAUGCUUUUGAAUUCUGGUGCUGGAGAAGACUCUUGAAAGUCCCAAGAAGAUCAGACCGUUCCAUUCUGAAGGAAAUCAGCCCUGAGUGCUCACUGGAAGGACAGAUCCUGAAGCUGAGGCUCCAAUACUUUGGCCACCUCACGAGAAGAGAAGACUCCCCGGAAAAGACCCUGAUGUUGGGAAAGAUGGAGGGCACAAGGAGAAAGGGACGACAGAGGACGAGAUGGUUGGAUAGUGUUCUCAAAGCUACCAGCAUGAGUUUGACCAAACUGCGGGAGGCAGUGGAAGACAGGAGUGCCUGGCGUGCUCUGAUCCAGGGGGCCACGAAGAGUCGGACACGACUAAACGACAACAAGAUGAGCCUGUUGGAUCAGGCCCAAGGGAGCCCGUCUAGUCCAGGAUUCUGUUCUCACGGUGGCCAAACAGAUGCCCCAGUGGGAAACCAACAAGCAGGAUUUGAGCACAAGGGUGAUCUCCUCUCCUGUAGUUUCCAGCAACUGGUAUUCAGAAGCACUGCUGCCUCAAACUUUGGAGGCAGAGCAUAGCCAUUGUGUAGCCAUCCAUCACCCUCUCCAAUCCUGGUUAUGUAAGCUUUCAGAAUAUUUAGAAUUAGACAAAUUGACAGAUAUAAUAAGACAAAAACCAAAAAGUGAAGUCAAAAAGGAAUGGGAGUGUCUAAAUGAAUACCUUAAAAGCCAAGGUUCGAGGACAGAACAUCUGGCCGAGCCUGGAAUAACCUUGUGAAGUGAAAGGAUAAGAAAGAGGGAUUUAUAUCUAGAUGCUAGGAUAGAGAUGAUCAGGAAAACAGGAAAACAGGAAGACACAAUGAGAGACUGGUGGAAGUCAAUGUUUGUUUUUCUUUUUAGUGUUUAUAUUAUUAACCUGUAAGAUAUGGAUUUGUGGUUUUUUUGUUUUUUGAAUGUUGGUUUUUGUGUAUUGUUAUUUUUUGAUAUUUUUCGUGUUGUUGUUGUGUGGAAAAUACUAAUAUAAUUUAUAAUAUAAAUAAUAAUAAUAAAAAAGAAUCUGUCCAAUCCUCUUUUAAAGUAAUCCAAGUUGGUGGCCAUCUCUGCCUCCUGUGGGAGCAAGUGCCAUAGUUUAACUGCGUGCUGCGUGAAGAAGUCCUUUCUUUUAUCUGUCUUAAGAUUCAUCAGAUAUCCAUGAGUUCUAGUGAAUAAAUGAGGGUAGAUAUGACAAGCAGGAUAUAUAUCUGGUUACGGUCUGGAUUUUGAAGCAACAAUGGCCUUUACUCCCCACUGUGGCACCUCACAUUUAUGACACACGUAGCAUUACUCUGCAAUGUUCUGAUGAGGCUCCAAACUACAUCCUGGACCAAGGAAGAAAAUGCGUCAAUCAAAGAGGAGGAGGAAGGAUAGGGGACGGCAGAGGCAGGUGGGAACUUCCAAAUAUCUAAGAGAGGGAAAUGGCAAGCCUUAAAAAGCAGGGUUCAAAUUACCCGUCUCUCACAAAGCAUCUGAAGGGCAAAGCUUGAAUGUGGGUUGUUGGUGGUUUUUUUUGCAUAUGGCAUUUUAUUUCUUAUACAAAUAUUGAGGCAUAGGGUUGCUCAGUACCAUCAGUACAUGCAAAUAUCUGGUUCAUUUAAGACUAUAUAGAACCUUUGUUCUCAAUAAAGAUGGAACUUACAGGUGAAGAAUGCCGUUAUUUUUUAAUAAAUCAUUACUAUUUGUAAAGGGAACCUUUGUUAAAUACUGUACUAUUAUCCUUUGGAGCUGUGCUGGAUCUCUGUACUUUUCUCCAGUGCUUUUUUUCUGGGGGGGACAUACAGAGGUACGCAUACCCCUAAACAUUUUGUGAAUCUUUGUACUUUUGUCCAUUUACUGUAUUUAUUUUUCCCGAUUUUAACUAUAAAAUAGUCAUUUUCUUGAGUCAAAAUGAGAGUACCCUUAAACAUUUUUUUUAAAGCACUGCUUUUUCUCCUUCCAGAUUGUGGUCCUUUACAGUUUAAAUUUCUGAUUGUUUUCUUUCUUUUUUGUUAUGUUUGUAUACUUGUUUGUCAAUAAAUAGCUUUUUAAAUAGCCACCCCCAAAAAAGUUUUUGGAGCUUUGUGGUCCAGCGCACCUCAGGCUCCCUUCCAUAGCAUAAUCCACACGGCUGUGUCUGCAAAUCCACUUGGCAAGAGUGGAAAGCUAUUGUAAGACUACAUCCAAAGGAGGAAGAUGUUUGCUCCAAAGCAUCAGAAAAAAAAGGUAAAAGAAACUGAAAAUGCAGGUGUUUAUUUUCAAUGUAGGUUUCAUCUGCUGGCCAUGCCUGGAGCACAUGAUAUAUGGAGGUGUGUGUGCGCGCAAAGCAAACAUGCUCUGUGUCUGUGGCCUGGCUGUGUUGCACAGGGGUAGGAAAUUACACCACAAGGGAUGGAAGAAAAGAGCCAGUCUGUUCCCCAGCGUCUCCUGGCCCUCCGGCUGCCCUUCCUGCCCUCCCAAAGCCACAAUGACUUGCCUGCCCACUGUGGCGCAGGCCCUGCUGGGACGAAAACAGGAUCCUUUUCCUCCCACAGGUCUGGCCUGGCACCAUGACAGUGACACCGGCUCUGGCAGGCUUGGCUCCAAGACAUUCAUGGGAGGAAGAGGAGAGAGAGAGAAAGAAAGGAAGGAAGGAAGGAAAUAAAACCUAGUGUCUCAUCACUGGUGUGCCAGGAGGGCAUUCUACAAAAAGCACCCAGUAUUCAGAAAUUGCAGAAAGCACAAAAAGUACACAUUUCCCACAAGAGAGACAGAAAACUAGAGGCCUGCCAUAGCUGUCAACUUUUUCGUUCUGCCCAGACACUAAGGUCCAGCGCCGAGGGCCUUCUGGCGGUUCCCUCGCUGCGAGAAGCCAAGUUACAGGGAACCAGGCAGAGGGCCUUCUCGGUAGUGGCACCUGCCCUGUGGAACGCCCUCCCAUCAGAUGUCAAGGAGAAAAAUAACUACCGAACUUUUAGAAGACAUCUGAAGGCAGCCCUGUUUUAAUGUUUAAUAGGUUAUUGUAUUUUAGUGUUUUGUUGGAAGCCGCCCAGAGUGGCUGGGGAAACCCAGUCAGAUGGGCGGGGUAUAAAUAAUAAAUUAUGAUGAUGAUGAUGAUGAUUUUCUCUUUUCUUGCGUGGAAUCCUACUCGGAAUAAGGGAACUUCCCUUAAAAAAAGGGAAACGUUGACAGCUAUGGGUGGGGGAGAGGGAAGGAUCGGGUCGGGGGGGGGGCCUGCGCGUGCCUGGGGGGGUAGCAUGCUUCCCUCUCUAUUGGUGGUUGGGGGCACCUCUGAGCAAACGGCGAGUGGGGGAUCGCCCGUGGGUGGGAUCGUUCCCUCCUCCCCCACACCUCUUCCACUCGGGGGGUCGCUAGGCGGGGCGCCCCCUGGCGGGGCUUCCACCCACUGCACCUUCCCGGGAGGCGCGCCUGCGCGGGAGGCCCCUCCGGUGCGGGGGCGUGGCUUCCUUCGGGUGGGUGUGGCGGGACAGAGCGCUCGCUCUCUCUCUCUCUCUCUCUCUCUCUCUCCCGCGCGCGCGCUCCUUCUCUUGUCUGGUCCCGCGCAGGAAGUGACUGGGCGGCCUCGGCCCCGCCUCCCUCGAGGGCCCAGGCUAUAAGUAGGCGCGGCCCGCGCGCCUUCCGAGACAGAGCCGUGUGCGCACGAGGUCGGGCGUCGGCGCUGUCGGCGCCGCUGAUUGGCCGAGGCGGGCGGACGCCAGCCAGGGAAGGGAGAGGAGCAGCCGGCGCGAGGAGCAGGCGACACUCCCGGGCAGCCGCCGCUCGGGUCAGACCACCUGAGGGGACUCCGCCGGCGACGCCACUCCUACGGGCCCAACUCGGUGAGGCGGAGGCCUGAGGCGGAGAGAAAGAGCGGGCGGGCGCUUCUUCCUCCUCCGGGUUUCCCUCAGGCGGGAGCGGCCGUUAGGCGCAGGCGGGAAACGCGGGUCUGCCGGCCCUCACAGCGGAGGCGGGGAGGGUCCCCCGGGAGGGGAGGGGGAGGGGCCCGACGGCCCCCGGAGGGAAAGGGAGCGAGCGAGCCCCUGCCUCGGACUCCUGUCAGGACAGGCCGGUGACCUUGGCGGGCGGCAUGGCUGCUGGUGUGGCCGGCCGGCCUCUUUGUCCCGCGCGGAAGCCGGCUCAGCGCCGCCCUCGGAGCGGGGAGGAAGCAUGGAGCGCCUGGCCGGGGUGAGGGGCUCCCCCUGGAGUCGGCCAGGUGUUUGUUGGGUGCCUCGUCCAUCUGGCUCAGUACAGUGGUACCUCGGGUUACAUACGCUUCAGGUUACAGACUACGCCAACCCAGAAAUAGUGCUUCAGGUUAAGAACUUUGCUUCAGGAUGAGAACAGAAAUUGCGUGGCGCAGCGGCAGUGGGAGGCCCCAUUAGCUAAAGUGGUGCUUCAGGUUAAGAACAGUUUCAGGUUAAGAACGGACCUCCGGAAAGAAUUAAGUACUUAACCCGAGGUACCACUGUAGUGGGUUGACAAAGCAAAUUUGGUAAGAACACCUUGAUUAUUCAUUUCUUACAAGUUUGUGUCUGCCAGCUACAGUGGUACCUUGGGUUAAGAACUUAAUUCGUAAGGUCCAUUCUUAACCUGAAACUGUUCUUAACCUGAAGCACCACUUUAGCUAAUGGGGCCUCCUGCUGCUGCUGCACGAUUUCUGUUCUCAUCCUGAAGCAAAGUUCUUAACCCGAGGUACUAUUUCUGGGUUAGCGGAGUCUAACCUGAAGCGUAUGUAACCCGAGGUACCACUGUAUUGCCUCAGCCAUGGCUCUUGAGGGCUUGAGGCAGGGAGUCUCCUCUUCCUACCUGGUCUACGGACCUUCCAUGUGGUGGGCGGCAUGGGCUGACUGACACAAGGCUUUUCUUCUUUUCUCUCCACCCCCUCCAAUUUCCUUCCAGGAUGAGAGACCCCCGAUUGCUGCCUCCUUCUUCGCACAGACGUCCUUCUUCCUCCUCCUCUUUCGCAGCAGGAUGGCGGACCAGGCAGCACCCCUGAGCAUCUCUUUCAGCCAAAGGAACUUGACCACAGAGACUGGCAUACCCAGCUUAUAG
This is a messenger RNA of Podarcis lilfordi (Lilford's wall lizard), 15639 nucleotides long. Lineage: Eukaryota; Metazoa; Chordata; Lepidosauria; Squamata; Lacertidae. The record is from the annotation of a GenBank genome assembly.